Messenger RNA from Uranotaenia lowii, 2087 nucleotides. Its product is annotated as leucine-rich repeat-containing protein 47-like. The transcript is spliced from 3 exons. The coding region runs from base 142 to 1770 and encodes 542 amino acids. The record is from RefSeq and is a predicted model, not a curated record. Gene Ontology annotation, biological process: phenylalanyl-tRNA aminoacylation. Lineage: Eukaryota; Metazoa; Arthropoda; Insecta; Diptera; Culicidae. Gene Ontology annotation, molecular function: protein binding; phenylalanine-tRNA ligase activity.
UAAGCCGCGUGUUUUUCUGUUGAUGUCAUUCUAAUUUCGUUGUAAUUUCGCGUGGAUAUUACAAGUUAUUUCGAAACUCCGGUAAGCGGUUUACUUUAAAAAGGGAGUUUUGUGUCCGUGUUUCAUCGGUCGAGCAGCACAAUGUGGCCGGAAGUACAGACAGCCAAAGAGGAAAACCGGCGGGAGCUGAAGCUUUCCGGAAGCACCGCUCAAAAGAGGUUCCAAUCCAACAACGAUCAGUUGGAUGAAGCUAUUUUUCUACUGAAGGCGUUGAAUCUCCUGGAUAUAAACGAUUCACCGCUGGCCAGUAUUUCACCACAGAUUGCCAAUUUGGAAAAUUUACAAUCAUUGCUGUUGUUUCGCAAUCAAAUAAGCGCAGUUCCGGCGGAAAUUGGUAAACUUUCUGCUUUGAAAGUGCUCGAUUUGUCCGGUAAUCGAAUAGAAACGCUGCCGGAGGAGCUGGGACAGCUUAAAUCGCUUACGACGGUUAAUCUGUCUGGAAACAGGUUGAAACGGGUGGAUUUGAGUGGAUUGGAUAGGUUGUCGGUAAUAAAUGUGUCCUCGAAUCUACUGGAGGAGUUUCCGCUUUUGCCGGAAGUGAAGGCGAAUGCGAACCAUAUUCCAGCCUUAUCUGAAAUCAUACUCGAGAAAAAUGAAAUCACGGAAAUCCCUGAUGGUCUUCAACAGCAGUUAAGUUUGAAAGUUCUCAACGUAGCUGGAAACAAGAUUGAGUUGGUUCCGAAAUCAUUGGUCAAGUGUCACAAAUUGAAAGACAUCAAUCUUCUUGGAAAUCCUCUAAAAGACAAGAGGUUGAAAAAAUUGGUGGAACAAUGCCACAGCAAGCAGGUUCUCGAUUACAUCGAAAAGAACGGACACGUUCCUCCAAAAUCGACCGCCAAAAAAUCACAGGAAAACGACUCGGAAGCAAGCUCAGAAACCACAGAUUCUCCUCCGCCAGUGGCUGAUAUCCGACAAAAGCUAACGAUCUUGAAAGCCCAAGACACCUCCCUUAAAGUCACUUUCACCGCAGAAGCCAAAGAUUUGAGGCCCCAUUUGUUGCAUUGCAUCAUUCGUGGCUUCUCGAUAACAACGAUGAAGAAGUUUCUACAGCUACAGAACGAUCUGCACGAUAACGAGUGCGGCAAACGGGAGCUAGGUACAAUUGCUACCCACGAUUUGACCAAAAUCAAAGGCAAUCUACUCUACCGGGCGGAUCUGUCGGAUCAAAUCGAAAUCACUCCCCUUGGUGCUCGAGGUGGAAAGAUUACUGCUGGAAAGUAUUACGAAGAUCUUCGACAGCACGCCGAAGCCAUCAGGAAGGAGAAAAAACGAUCCACUUUUUCCGGGAUCUACAAAUUUCUGCACCUUCUGGAGGGUAAAGUUUUCGUAUGUUUCUCCGACGAUGAGAAAGUUAUCAGUCUGCCACCGCUAACGAAUUGCGAAGAAACGAAGAUCAGUCCGGAUACCCAGGACAUGCUGCUGGAGGUGACUAGUACCGUAAGUUUGGAUCAGUGCCGUCGGGUGAUGUCGGCACUGAUCAAACGGAUGCUGUUGAUGGAUGUUCAGAUAACCCGGACUGCCUCAUCUGAAGGUCAAAAGAAAAAGGGACCGAAAGGUAAGGCAGUAGUUAGUUAUGAUAAAUCCAAGGAGAUGACUCUGGAACAGGUGCGGCUCUUCGAUGCCGAUGGUAAUUUCCAGUCCGUUUAUCCCGGUAAGGGUGAUCUAGUAUUUGAUGAUGGGGAGAAAAUCGAUGUUGAGUAUAAGGAUUGAUUUCCUAUUUGUUGUUAAAACGUUUUCUAUUUUCUGUUUUACCGUGGUACUAAUAGUAUGUUCAGCACAGGAAUGUACGAAAGAAUAAGCUCAGGACGCUCUCAUAUCCCAUUUAGCUUUCAAAGCUCAAAGUUAUACUUUUUUCACAGAAAACCACAUUUUGAUAAUUUUUUUUUAACUGAACCACGUUUUCCGAUAAUUUCCGUCUUUAUUAGUCUUCUUGCUAAAAACAGCGCAAAAGUACAUUUAAAACAAUCGAUGUUGUGAUUCAUCAAUCCAGUUACUAAUAAAAUAAGCAUAAGAUGCUUACGACGACA